CGCGUGGUUGUGGGCGGGGAAGGCGCGAGGCGCGCCGCGCUGGGGACUGUCGUAAGAGGGGCGGGGCGCGCUGCCCUCGGGACUGUCAUAAAAGGGGCGGGACCCGCCGCGGUUGGGAUGACGUGAGCUGGGGGUGCUCGUCGCUGCGGCCGGCGGCUAGCGGGCAUCCGCGCCAUGGAGCGCUACGCGGGCGCCUUGGAGGAGGUGGCGGACGGUGCCCGGCAGCAGGAGCGACACUACCAGCUGCUGUCGGCGCUACAGAGCCUGGUGAAGGAGUUGCCCAGCUCUUUCCAGCAGCGCCUGUCCUACACCACGCUCAGCGACCUGGCUCUGGCGCUUCUCGACGGCACCGUGUUCGAAAUCGUGCAGGGGCUACUGGAGAUCCAGCACCUCACCGAAAAGAGCUUGUACAACCAGCGCCUGCGCCUACAGAACGAGCACCGAGUGCUCAGGCAGGCGCUGCGGCAGAAGCACCAGGAAGCCCAGCAGGCCUGCCGGCCCCACAACCUGCCUGUACUUCAGGCGGCUCAGCAGCGAGAACUAGAGGCAGUGGAGCACCGGAUCCAUGAGGAGCAGCGGGCGAUGGACCGGAAGAUCGUCUUGGAGCUGGACCGGAAGGUGGCUGACCAGCAGAGCACACUGGAGAAGGCGGGGGUGGCUGGCUUCUACGUGACCACCAACCCACAGGAGCUGAUGCUGCAGAUGAACCUGCUGGAACUCAUCCGGAAGCUGCAGCAGAGGGGCUGCCGGGCAGGGAAGGCAGCCCUGGGACUAGGAGGUCCCUGGCAGCCACCUGCUGCCCAGUGUGACCAGAAAGGCAGCCCUGUCCCACCAUAGCCACAGGCAGCAGAAGUCUGGGCAGAGUUCAUCUUCUUGACCUUUGGCCACUGCCUUUCCAGCUGCCCACAGGGGGUUCCUCCUGCUGAGGAGAGGCCAGGUGGACCCCAGCUGCCUGUCACCCUUCAUCUGGGACUUGCUGUCAAACCCUAGGAUAGUCUCAUAAAGGGGAGGCUGGGCCAGCCUGCUGCUGUCUGCUUCAGGGCCAGGCAGAGUGAGGCUGGGGGUUCUCAUACCUUACUCCAUGGGGCACAUCCCAACCUGCACUGGGGCCCACCCGAGUGCUUGUUCUGGUCUCAGCCGCUCCCUUGGCAGCUGCAGCCCCCAUGCAGAAGAGGCUCCGAGGCCCAAGCUCUGUGUGACCCAGAGAAAUAAAGAUGCCUCAGUGUGGCCCGCA
Molecule: messenger RNA, 1234 nt
Organism: Pongo pygmaeus (Bornean orangutan)
Lineage: Eukaryota; Metazoa; Chordata; Mammalia; Primates; Hominidae
Product: protein DGCR6L
Exons: 5
Coding region: 175-837 (220 amino acids)
Source: RefSeq, a predicted model, not a curated record